Messenger RNA from Symbiodinium natans, 1233 nucleotides. NCBI's taxonomy places the organism in Eukaryota, Dinophyceae, Suessiales, Symbiodiniaceae. The record is from the annotation of a GenBank genome assembly.
AUGUUUCAAAAUCCCCUGUCUUGGAUUCUUUACAAGCAGCUGAAGCGACAGAAGGUGAAGAUGCUGCAGAUGCUCUUGCAGCGCCCAGAUCUGGAUGUGAAUGCUGUGGACUCCGAAGGCGCCACGGCCCUUCAUUCCUAUGCCUUCGCUGGGCGACUGGAUGUGGUGAAGGUCCUCCUUGCCGACCCAAGGAGUUUGCCGAGCCUUUGGCAUCGCAACGCCGCCGGAUUGUCCUGCGCGGAGGUGGCCGCCAGCGAGCGCGACAAGCCGCGCGAACGCUGGGCCCCAGCACCCCUCCUGGCCAAGUACCAGGAAGUCAUCGACGCGUUGGCAAAGUGCGCCGAGGAGAAGAAGCUGGAGCUCACAGCCAGCGGGGGCUGCACCAUGGCCGUCCUUCUCUUCCGCGGUUUUCUGCUGCGUAUCCUUCUACAGGGCGGCGCGGCGAGUGGAUGGGAUCAUCAGGACUUAAAGUAUGCCACGGAGGAUUCUCGGCAGUGGCUGAAUAUUCGCCUGGCAGAUGGGUCGAACGGCCCCACGCCAGUUUAUCUCUUCGCUCAUGAGAACGGCGGUUCCGCCGACCGAUUUAGCUCAAAGUCCAUGGACCUUAUCACAGGCGCCGGCUAUGCACUGGUGAGCUGGGAGUCAAUUCCGAGCAUAUCGACAACCGCGCAUGUCGACAUCGGUUCCGCAGAUGCUCAGCUCGCCUAUGACUGGGUACGGGCGAACGCGGCCACCUACAACUUCGACCCAGAAAUCAUCGUUGUAGGGGGGCGAUCCCGGGGCAGCGUGCUCAGCUGGAGACUCGGCCACAGCGGGCGCCAGGCGAUUGCUGGUCUCUACUUCUACAACGCACUGCCGAAUGGAGCCUGGGCGUUCCCAGACAUCCUGAAUCCACUCGUUGAUGUGACUGCCGAUAGCCCGCCGCUCUACUUUGCCUACGGACCGGCACCAGAUGAUGGUGACUCCCACAACCCGGUGAAUGUCUACCCAGUUGUGUACCGCUAUGCAGACUUUGGAAUGCCUGGCUGGGUGAAUCUUUCCCACAGCAUGACAGCAGCCAAGCUUGAUCCCUUCCAUUUCUUCCCGGACUUCGUGGCAAGCUUGCGAUCGAAUCUGUCGAGGACACUGACAGGAAAUUCAACCGACACAGGCAUCCAUACGGCUGUGUCCAAGAGCGCGGCAUGCUUCAUCUCAACCAUAGCCAUGGCUCUUUCAUGCUCUGCCUGGCAGUAA